This is a messenger RNA of Mya arenaria, 5702 nucleotides long. RefSeq lists its product as uncharacterized. The transcript has 17 exons. The coding region runs from base 1 to 5556 and encodes 1851 amino acids. The record is from RefSeq and is a predicted model, not a curated record. Gene Ontology annotation, molecular function: calcium ion binding. NCBI's taxonomy places the organism in Eukaryota, Metazoa, Mollusca, Bivalvia, Myida, Myidae.
AUGACAGCUGAAAGAUACAAAGCCUUCGACACUGCUGGCGAUACUCAACAAGACAUCGGAGGCAGCUUAUCCCUGCAUAUACACUAUACUGCAGAUACUGCUGACCAUGCCUGCCACAUCCGCCUCAUGACGGUGUAUUACACGUGUACGAGCACGUGUUACCGCCAGGUUUGCUGUGAGGGAUACAAAGGCUCCGACUGCAACACACCCUUGUGUUUUGGGUCUACAUCAUGUUUGAACAACAACCAGUGUACAGGUCCUGACCGAUGCAGCUGCAAAAAUGGCUACCACCUUCCAAAAUGUGAAGAUACAAACGAGUGUUCCUCAAACAAUGGUGGCUGCCAGCAGGUGUGCAGAAACAACGUGGGAUCUUUUGUGUGUUCAUGCAAUAGUGGAUAUACGCUAAAAGAUGACCUUAAAACUUGUGAAGAUACGAACGAGUGCAAUUUAAGGAAUGGAGGAUGUGCUCACACGUGUACUAAUAAGCCAGGGACGUUCCAAUGCAGCUGUAGAGAUGGAUAUACACUUGCUUCGAACGGACACGGAUGCAGUGAUAUAAACGAGUGUUCUGUUGGAACCUCUCAGUGCGGCCAUAGUUGUACCAACACAGAUGGUUCUUAUACGUGUUCCUGUAGAACAGGAUACCAACUGGCUGAUGAUAGGAAGGCAUGCGUCGACAUAGAUGAAUGCACCCUAACUCCGUUCCCCUGUGACCACCAAUGUCGCAACACUCCCGGAUCUUAUACAUGUGGUUGUGAAACUGGAUAUUACCUUGAGACUGGUACACAGUCUUGCAAAGACAUAGACGAAUGUCAAGGCAUCAUAUGUGAAAAUGGUGGAUUUUGUUUUGACAACAUUGGAGGGUACACCUGUUCCUGUGCUAAAGGCUACACGGGAAUACACUGCGAACUCGAUAUAAAUGAAUGUUCUGGAUUUGUUAAUGGCGGCUGUGAGGAUAGAUGUAUUAACACAGUGGGUUCAUUUGCUUGUAAAUGCAGCGACAACAACACCCUGAACGAUGACGGUUUCACUUGUACUGGUUCAACUGGACCAAGUGUGUUCUCAAAGUAUGGGUUGGUGCGACAGUUUCUACCCCAAGGUUGCUCAACAAUUCUUCUACCAACCAACGGCGAGGGAGCUGAUGUUUAUAUUUUACUUUCAUCAACAUCCCAGUGGUACAGAUUAAAAACUGAUCAAGAAAUAAUUUAUACCUAUGGUGUCGUAUUUGUUGAAACUAACGCUAAAUCGCUACCUUUGUCUUUAUCAGGCAUGGAAGUUGUGAUUAGAAACGAAAAUUUUAAGAUAACUACCGGGUCUUUGGAACGUGAUGUCAAUGAUGGCGUUCCAUAUGGAGAAGAAAGAAUGCGUAAUUGCUGGACAUUCGAUGUAACGUCACGAGAUCUAAGAGAAUUUCUAGUUUCCAAUUCUUUUUUAUUAUCAUAUUUUCACAGUAUUGGGAUUUCAUUUCCUGACUGGCUAAAUUUCUUACCAAAUGAAAAUGAAAUACUAAGUGUUAAUGAUUUGCAAACCUCUCUCAGUACUGGUGACGAUAUUCAAAUGACAGAAUGCAAAGGGGCACCUUUGUAUUCUGGACGCCUUUAUACUACUCUGAAGUUUGGCAAUAGUUUUGCGAUGUCUAUAUAUGGUCAGGUAAUUACUUUUCCAACGGCAGUCAGUAACAAAAAGUUUUGCAUCAUUGUUGAUAUCUUCAAUGAUUAUGGUGGAUCUGUAUUCCUUAUCUUGCCUGAAGAAUCAAGAGACAUUCUGGACAAAUUUGACAUGUUCAAAAAGCUGCUCAACGAUGCUGGUGUUUACAUCCGUCCGAUAGGAUUAGGGUUCUCUCUUCAGAAAAACAUCAACGUCCAUGCAAAGACAACCCAUUUACAGCAAUGGAACGGGGAUGAACUUAUUCAGUAUCCAGUGUUUCAAGAAGCAAACAUAUGGAUUGGAGGUGAUGCCCGAAUAGAAACGGACAUAUUAAGAUUAUCAGGAACAGCAAAUGCGUUUAUUUCUAUUCCUUUUCCAAUAAAAAUGCUGGAAAGUUUAUUCCUGGAGGAAUGGAAUUUUGUGGUGAGACUUCAAGCGCUUGGUGAUUUAGAAUUUACCUUUAAAACUCCGUUCGGAAACCAAAUUAUUCGAGGCAGUAGCAGUGGUGAACUAAACGCUCUUGCAUCGCUUGGAGGAUCUAAUCAAAGAAUCCUUUGUGGCCGCGAUGAGACACCUGCAGGAGUAUUCUUGUCGGUACUUUUCAGCGCUGAAGCCUUUCUCGAUGCACCAGUUUUGCGAAUAAUUAAACCAGGUGUCAAUGUAAAAGCCUACGUUUUUCUUGCCAGCGAUCAAAAAGCCCCUGCAUUCAAUCAAACACAUAUUUAUGUAGCAAACGAACUACUUGAUUUGAAACACAUUAGCGUACGGUUCGUCAAUCUUACACGAGACAUUUUAACUAGGUAUCAAACGCUGUUGACGAAUCAUUCAACCAUACUGCUUAAUACGGUAAUUGAAACGAGUCAGAAUCUUUUGGCCAUUGUUGGAAACGUUUCACAAGGAAUAAGUUACUCAAAUAUACACGAUUUGCAACAAAUUAUUCAGCGAAUAUCUUGGGUAUGGCAAGUUGGAUGGACACAGUUACAAAAUGAUACGAAUGUGUUUUUGGAUUCGAUAAUAGACAAUACACUAAUUGCCAAGCAUAACGUAACACAGAAUAUAAGGAAAGAAACAAAUGCGAUACGAAACAGAGUAAAUAGGUUGAUCAAGCAUGUGACUGUUCAAGCCUCUGUGGUGUUAAGGGAUAUGAAUGGAGCUGGAUUUCGCUUUACGGGUGACCUUGAUAUUUUUGGUCUGAAGAUUAUAGGACUAGAAAUUGAGCUUGUGAGUUCCAUAGACAGUCUGGGGGCAUGCAGCCGCUUUGAGCGCGCGUAUAGUGUUCUGGAAGGCGAAAGAGCCAUCAGAGCUAUGGCUGUUCUCUCAUCUGGACUAGUUAAGAUCGCACCAUUCCUGCGAAUAGAUGCUGGGGUAGGAAUUGGACUAGCAAUGAGCUUGGAUGUAAAUGGUAAAUUUGCUGUUUCUGUACGUGUAGAAGCUAAAUUUCUUGACAUGAGGGCCCAAACAGACAUGUUGAUAACAAAUAAGGGUUUAUAUCUAUAUGUGGAAGGAAAUGUUUGGAACACAUUCAAAGCACAACUACAAAUAUCUGCAGAACUUGGAAAGGAAUGGUACCUUUUGUCAUAUGAUGUGAAUGGAAGUUUUGUUGCCGAUGCCGACGGAGAUGGUAGUUUCGGUGAUGGUUAUUUAGCUGCUCUUCGUAGAUUUACAAAAACAAUUGGUGAUGAUGCCAACAAAAGAAUCAGUAAAUUACAGGACGGUAUUGCAAAGGCUCAGACAGGGUUAACAUCAGCUCAGGACUGGCUAGAAGAUAAGAAGGUCAUUUUCCGUAGUGCAAAUUCAAAAUUCGACGAUGCUGUACGAGCAUUUGAUAGAGCUAAUGAUAAAUUGGAAGAGGCAAAGAAACCAUUUGAAGACGCAUUGAGUCAACUUAAUGAAGCACAACAAAUUGUUGACAAUUUAUGUAGGAUUAAAAACUGCAAGAAAAUCUGUAUUCCAGGAACUAAAUGUACCAUAUGUCGCAAACGGGUCUGGGGACGAACAAUAUCAUACCCAUGUUGUAAAUUUACGAGCUGCAUGAUUUCAUUUCGUGAUCCAGUUUGCACGGGACUUAACGUCUUAUGCAGUGCUGUUCGAGGCAUUGCAUAUUUAGCACUAGAAGCAGCCAAGGUAUUUGUUCGCAUUCCAAUGCUCGCCUUGGAUGCUGCAAAAAUGGCCGUGUCGGCUGCGCAAUUCAUUGUUGAUCAAUCAAGGGUUGUCUUGGACAUAGCUGAAGCUGCACUUGAUUUUGCUAAACUUGGAUUAGAGGCGGCUAAAGGGAUUUUGGAAACUGCAAAGAUUGCUCUUGAAUCCGUUAAACAGGUAGUGAAAUUAGGUGUUACUGCUUUAAAUUUUGUGAUACAAUAUGGAUUAGAAAGUAUCAUUGAUGUGCGAAAUUGCGGAUUUGAAGUAAAACUUUCAACACAUGAUAAAGCCGUUUUUGAUGUGAAUUGCGAGGUUAACGCCUUUAAAACCGGGUUUAAAACUAUUAAACUACGCAUCAACUUUAAGGACAGUUACCAAAGUUUGUGGUAUGCUGCUAAAGAAACAAUUACAUCUAUACUAAAUGGAAUCGGAAACUUCGGACGCAAACGACGAGAUAUUGAAUAUGAUUCUCUAAAUUUAUUGUACAAACAUUAUAGAAAAACAAGGGAUAAUCAUAUUAAUUCCACAUUUAACAAUGAAACCAUUGACAUUAUUGCUGAUACAUAUGGCUUUAAAAAUAAUCAGACGGACACUGAAUAUGGCAUACGGACAGAAAUUUUUCUGCACAAUUGUAUUAAAUUUAAAAAUAUCCAUAGUUUCCUGUUGGACACAACACAGGCCUUGCACGACAUGGCGGACGAAACAGCGAGAACUGUGAUGAAUUCGACAUUUGUACAGGAUGAACUUCUGGAUUUAAAAGAAAACAACUUCAUAGCCAACGCAUCGCUAACGGAUUUGGGAAUUGAUCUGAAAGUUGCAGAGACUGAAUUCAAUAUAACCUUCACUGAAUUAACUGAAACCAUUGACAUCGCUAAAGAAAACUUCUAUGCUGAUUCGUAUAUAUCGGAUGCGGACGCAGUUUCUGGGGCAGCGGCUUCAAUGUUUCAAAAUCAAACCGAUGAUGCAAAUAACAUAGAAAUUAUCAAUUAUUGGAUUGUCGCCAUGGAAAAUGUAGCAAACGAAUAUUUCAGCGCCGAUACUUGUGUCUCAUUUCUGGAUUGCGCACAUUACGCUGUUGCAUCACUCUAUGAAAUGGUUUUACCAUCAACGGAUUUGCCUAACAAGGACGACUACUUACAAAGUAUAUCCACCUUAGAGGACAUAUUUCUGAAAUUGACUAGUAGCCAUUCGCUGAAAAUCCUGGAGGUAUACAACAUGUCUCUAAGUCUUCUGGACCACAUAGAUGCGAUUAAUGACUCCAACGUUUUUUGUUCAACUUCACCUACCCAGGUUUUCCAAGUUGAAAACCAAACUGCAAGAGAAGGCCAAACAGUUUACCUUGCAUGCAAUGCCACAGGAAAUCCUUUCCCGACAUUCAUGUGGUUUAAGGACGAUGAACAAAUCACCAACUCGUCGACAAGUAUUAUGAUGACCAUCCAUAAUGUGACCCAUUCUGACGAAGGUAGUUACCACUGUGAAGCAUCCAACUUGGUCACAAGCCUUAUCAUGCCGGAGAUGUACAUCCGUGUGACAGGAAUUGAGGAAAUACCUGAUGCUUCAACUUCAACUCCAAACACUGAAGAAAUAGAGGAAACAUUCGACAUUGCAUCUUCAACUCGAAAUCCUAAGGAUGCGUUUCCAAUUACCCUUGUGUUGAAACUAACGACAGCCGUCCUUGUACUGGCUGUGAUAGUUGUGGCAUGUGGAGUAUUGUGCUAUAAACAUUCGUUGAAUAAAAAGUUCAGAGCUGUUGGAGCGAUAAAGACAUAGUCAAUCCAGUGUUAUUUCUGAGAAAAUAGGUAGUGGCGGAUAUAAACAGGCCCAUUACAUCAAUUUAAGGACAUCGCACGUUUAGACAUUCCAUAGCCUCAUUAUUGUUCAUAUAUCAUCAGUGUGUACCUUACUGCCUCAACUAG